Scleropages formosus (Asian bonytongue) is the source of this 1965-nucleotide messenger RNA. RefSeq names its product metallo-beta-lactamase domain containing 2 (gene mblac2). Bases 125 to 955 code for a protein of 276 amino acids. Lineage: Eukaryota; Metazoa; Chordata; Actinopteri; Osteoglossiformes; Osteoglossidae. The transcript is spliced from 2 exons. The record is from RefSeq and is a predicted model, not a curated record.
CUUCCGGUCUGGCACGUCAGGUUAACUGUUUUGCACAUGAAAUGAGCGCGGUGCCUCUGCGACUCUUAUAAGCGCGGCUUCUUCCCGCACCGUGAAGCGGCUCCGAACGCGUGCAGCGGCCGCGAUGUCUGCGUCAGAGUGGUACGCGCACAAGGCUGUGGCGGACGGACUGUUCUGGAUCCAGGAGCGCUUCUACGAGUCCGGAAACAGGGCGAACAUCUGGCUGCUCCGCGGUUCCCACCAGGACGUGGUGAUCGAUGCCGGGCUCGGCCUCAGAAGUCUGCCCGAGUACCUGAGCGCGGCGGGCCUGCUGGGGGACACUUCUGGGCGGGGGCGCAACCCGCUGCUGGCCGUCGCCACCCACGUCCAUUUCGACCACUCGGGGGGGCUGCACCAGUUCGCGCAGGUGGGCGUCCACAAGGCUGAAGUGGACGCGCUCUCCAGCGGCGACAACUACGAGACGGUGACGUGGCUGAGCGACGCGGAGGUGGUGCGCGCGCCCGCGCCCGGCUGGCGAGCCAGCGGCUACAGGGUGAAGGCGGUGCAGCCCACCCACAUCUUACAGGAAGGUGAUGUCAUCAACCUUGGGGACAAGCAGCUGACAGUGCUGCACAUGCCUGGCCACUCCAGGGGCAGCAUCUGCCUCCACGACAAAGAGAAUAAGAUGCUGUUCAGCGGAGACACUGUCUACGACGGCUCCAUGAUCGACUGGCUGCCCUACAGCAAGAUCAGUGACUACGUGAGCAGCUGCGAGCGGCUGGUGCAGCUGGUGGACGAUGGGCAGGUGGAGCAGGUUCUCCCAGGCCACUUCAACACGUUCGGUCCCAAGCGGCUGCAUCAGCUUGCCUCCGGUUAUAUAUCCAAAGCUGGGGCCUGUCACAGAUUCUCCACAUGUGCAGUGAAGUCAAUUGCUAGCCUCGCCCUGCGGGUAUCAAACUCAAGAGGUGCUUGUUAACGGCAACAUACUGAACAGGUCUUAUGAAUGUCUUCAUGCAACCAUGCCAGACUAUCUUGCUGAAAGUGGUCCCUGGUGAUUCUGGGGCACUGGAAUCCAAUGUGACUUAUAUCUGUAAUGUUUACCGUGGUCUUAACCAGCACUGUCACAACUAAUGUAUGUGUUUUGUGUCUCUGUGUAUUGACUUUUAAUUUAGAUAAUAGUUCAAUUAAAUAUCUGCUGUAAAGAUACCCAAAAGGAUGGGUGUCAUUUCAAUAUGUGAUGAUUAAAAAUAUACAGUAUAUGUAAGAAUGACUUGUAUCCUGAUGUAUUGAAUUUCUUUCAGGUUCUUGAUUUUAACUUUAAGCCCAGAGUUAAAAUCUAUAAUCACUGUCUGAACUUAUUUGUGCAUUUGAGACAUGGUGUUAGUUGAAUAACAAAUCAUUGUAGCCAUAUAACUGGUCAACUGUAUAAGUCAGUUACACCCUGUUUAUACCAUCUUUAAAUCUUAGUUCUGUGUACCCUGUGUUUGGAAGCAGUUGAAGAGUAUAAAGGUGGGGUCUGUACACUCAUUCUGGAAACAUCAUGGAUAGUUCAGCCUGAUUGUUAAUUUAUUCUGCUUUAAUGCUGCCUUUUUUUUUUUGCAAGUGAGCUGCACCCCAGUGAGGGGCAUCUAUAUUUAGAGCUCAUGAUCCAUGAGUAUGUACGAUAACAGACAUUUUGGUGAAAUCAGUAUAAUUCAUAUCUUGAAGUCUUAAUGGCUGUGCUGCACUUUAUUUUUAGGUAUAUGCAGUGUCUUGGCAAAUAUUUAAUAUCAACCCAGUUUUUUUUUUCUGUUGCUUGUUAUAAGAGCUCUGAGUACUGCGUUUCACUAUAUUUCAACUAUUCUCUUCCAAGGACCGCUCAUGGAAAAAUAUGGUUGCCUACUGAAAAGCCAUAAUGAAGCUUGAAGUUGCAUAGAUUGUUAAUCUUAUGCCUUUUAAGCUAUUUGUCUUCCAAUGGUUAAGGAUGAUCAAUAAAAGAAAUCCUGA